This is a messenger RNA of Paramecium pentaurelia, 1712 nucleotides long. The record is from the annotation of a GenBank genome assembly. NCBI's taxonomy places the organism in Eukaryota, Ciliophora, Oligohymenophorea, Peniculida, Parameciidae.
AUGUAACAAUUUAAAAUUCUCUAGGAAUUAAUUAGAUAGUUAAAGAAACCCUUUGAAAAAAGAAGUGAAGAUGAUUUAUUUCCAAUAGAAAGGAUGGUAAGGAGGAUCGAAUUCUUUUAAAAAUAUUUUGCAGAUUAAAGUGAUCUAAAUUUUAGUUAUUACUUUGAACAUGAAUAUGCUACAUAAAAUACAUCCAUCAUUAACAUAGAUUCAGUUGGAGACAAAUUCUAUAUAAUUCUUUAAGGAUAAGUAGGAAUAUAUUUUAAGCCAAACGUUAUAGAGGAUAAGGUAUCAUCGACUAAAUUAUUGGAGAAGGUUAAAAUGAGAUUUAGAUAAGCAGUUAACAAUAAUAAGUUUAAGGAUUAUUAAAUAAAUAAAAUUUCAUCUUAAUAAUCAGAUUUAGCUUUAUUCAAAAUCUUAUUACCAGGUUAAUCUUUUGGUGAAAUGUCUUUAAUACAUAAUAGACCAAGAGAUUUUACAGCUGUGGCAUUAUAACCAUGUCAUUUUGCAGUUUUAAGAAGAUAAUAUUUUAAGGAAGUAGUAAGGAUUGGUUAAGAGAAAUCUUCAAUGAAGGAGAUGGGAUUUUUUGCAAAUUUGGAAAUAUUUGAGGGUUGGAAUGUUAAUUCAAUCUUAUAAGUUUAUAAGUUAUUGGAAUAGAGGAGUUAUAGGAUGGGUGAUGUUGUAUAUUUAUCAGGGGAAAUUGCAAAUACAAUUUAUCUGAUAAAAGAAGGUGCUGUAGAUGUAUAGAAUAAUAUGAUUUAAGUUAUAAUAAGUAUUUAUAGAGGAGAAGGAAGAUUUGGAAAUAAGGACAGCAUCUCCAUACAUGAAAUAGAGAGGUAAGAGUUUGUAAAGGAAGAUUGCUACAUUGAGUAAACACUAAUUUUUGGGUUUGGAAGAUGUACAUAGUUAAGAAUAGAAGCAUAGAUUCAGUUGUAUUAGUAGUAGUUCAGAUACAAUUCUAUUUAUAAUACCAGUAGAAUUGUAUAUGAAGAAAAUCUAUAAUCAACCUACAAGUUAGUAAUAUGUUAAAGAAUUUAUAUAAGUUUAAAGCAAAUAUUAAGAUUAAAGAGUAUUUAUAUAUUAUAUUUAAAAAGAAUUCUUAAUUGUAAAUAGCAAUAAAUUCACAAAGAUAGUAAUAGCAAUAGAUUUUAGCAAAAAUAAAUUACUAAUAAAAUAAUGAUAUGUUGGAAUUUUUGUAAAAUUUGGAUGGAAGAUUUAAGACACUUUCAUAAGAACCAUUAAAGAAUUUGCCUAGGAGUUAAAUUGGAUAGAGAUCAUAAAAUUUUAGUGCCCAUGAAAAAUAUAUAGACAGAAUUUGUUUUACAAGAGCAAAAGAUAGAUCUUUAUUGGGAAAGGUAUAAACUUAGAGUUUAUAUUAAAAUUAAGCAUAUAAAUAAGUGAUUAAUGAAUCAAGGGUAAUUGAGAAGAAUUUACCUAAUCUGACAUCAUUUAUUGAAAGGAAUUCAUCUGGUUUACAUCAUUCAAAAUCAACUUAAGUAAAACAUAGAAGGAAGAGUCCAUAAAAAUAAUAAUAAUUGUAAUUUUAGAAUGUUUAAACUACUUUGAAUGAAGAAGAAUAAUAAUUAGUAUCAAAAAUUCUUUAGAAGGGAGUAUUUUAACCUAGGAAACCUACUUCAGUAAAGAGAGUGAAAUCAACAGAGAAUUAUUCACAUAGAAGGACUUUGAGAUUCCAAGAUUAAACAAAGAAUUGA